AUGGAUCCAAAAGACUUGCAGCUGCUCGCCAACAAGAAGCAUGACCUGCUUCACGCCGCCCAGGAGGCGAGAAAGCUGUCCUAUUCUCCAUACAGCAAGUUCCGCGUAGGAGCCGCAUUGCUCACCAAAUGGGGCGAAAUAAUCCUCGGCGCAAACUACGAGAACGCGUCGUACGGAGGCACAGUCUGUGCAGAACGCACUGCUCUCGCAAAGGCACUCAUCCGAUCCGAUCAGCUCGACGUGACAGAACAGAACUCGGCACGCAGAAUUCAACGCGGCGACAUUAUCGCGGUUGCUGUUGCAAGUGACCUGGAGGGCAGCUGCAGUCCGUGUGGUAUCUGCAGACAGGUGAUUCGCGAACACUGCAGCCUCGAAGCUCGUAUUCUCAUGGUCGGAUGCAAUUGGAGUAGAGCGAAUGCUGCACAAACCAUACAGGCCACAAUUCAGGAUCAGCAUGGCAAAGAGCUCAACGAACCCAACGUCCAAGUGGUCACACUUGAUUACCUGCUGCCCAUGAGCUUUGGGCCUGAAGAUCUUGUCAAGCCUAGACAUUCUUAG
Molecule: messenger RNA, 558 nt
Organism: Mycosarcoma maydis (corn smut)
Lineage: Eukaryota; Fungi; Basidiomycota; Ustilaginomycetes; Ustilaginales
Product: cytidine deaminase
Exons: 2
Coding region: 1-558 (185 amino acids)
Cellular component (GO): cytosol
Molecular function (GO): zinc ion binding; cytidine deaminase activity
Source: RefSeq, a predicted model, not a curated record